Molecule: messenger RNA, 2068 nt
Organism: Marchantia polymorpha subsp. ruderalis
Lineage: Eukaryota; Viridiplantae; Streptophyta; Marchantiopsida; Marchantiales; Marchantiaceae
Source: the annotation of a GenBank genome assembly
CCGGCACAGGCGGGUGAUCCCGUGAGAAGGCUUCCUCGAAAGACAGAGGUUUAGUUCCAAAUAGGGACUUACCAUUCAAACAGAGAUUCUCUCCGACACAGCUCAUCCAGAUUUGGCACGAAUGUGCGCAUAUCACGAGCACACGGAGAGUUCCUCGUGAGCCGUAUGCCCUUAUUUCGAACUUAUUUGGUGGCACAGUCCGGAAUGGAUAUGAGAACUCUCAGAUCGUGGGCGGAGAUCGGAUCGGUGGAAACAAAAGGCUGGCGUAUUAAGACAUAUCACGUCCCCAUUGGAACAGAUGUCGAAAAGGUACUCCAGCAUUUCCUCGAUAUCUGUUCUCAGAGAAUGACGCGAGACUCGUCACACAUGUCCGCUUCCAAAUGGAUAGCGGGCUAAGAUAUUCACCCUUAUUCGAGUUCACGUCGAGGUAGAUCUUCAUCAGGAGGAUCAGUUUCCUUGAUACCGAGGUAGAUCGGUUUAGAGAGUCGAAGCUCGGCUUGCAGUUUGGGACAUCCUGUUCAAGACAGUGCCUACCUCCUUCUGACUGCAGUUCUGGACUUUCGCAUAGGCGGUCCCUGUGCAACAUCCGACUCAGGCUAAUAUGGGUCUGCUCAUUUUGGACGAGAGAUUUCAACAGGAAGAUGAAGUUUAAACCCCAAAUGUAAAGGUGAAAUUCAGAAUUCAGAAAGGAGAAAUUUCUCAGGGAAAUUUUGUUUCAAGCGACAAUAUUCGAUGACGUCGGCCCGGGGCCUCUAAGUACAAAAUUGUUUAGGAAUCCGGGGCUCGACCUGCGGGCCUUCCAUGCUUCUAACUGAUGGCUACAGGCCCGCAGAUUAGACACGACGGCUGCUAACUAUAGCGCGAAGACUAGCUGCAGAGCAUUCUGAAUUUAUGUGUCCUGGCGGAGAGGUACACGGCUACGAUUUUACUUGCCCUGGUUAGCAGGUUCAAAGCGCUGAAAACUCCAAGUUCAUACAAUUAGAACCCCUUUGGUUCGAAGUAGAGCGCUUCGUGGGAAGCCGGACACAUAUUGCAGUCUUUUAUGAGAUAUAAGGUAAAUUUAACCUUCGAUUGUUGGGUUGCGUUCGAGAAUAGCUUGAUAGUGCCAACCGAUGCUCUUGAGUUCCAGCGAAGAAUGUGGACUGAGGGCCAGGUCCAGCUUCUUCGAUAUUCCGGCCUCGCUUUAGCCAUGGGAGCCGAACGGCAUUGUCGUGUGGAGCCUGAGAUCAGGUGGGCGAAAGUUAGAGAACCAAAACAUUUGGAGCUGAAUUAGCCUGCAGACGGUGCUUACCCGAUAUGUGGAACUUUUCGGAAAAUUUAAGAAGACCAUUUUGUAAGCGACAGAGCAUUCCAACCCUCGAGAACGUCUUGUGCCGAGCAGCCCCUGCAUUCCGAAUAAGCUUCAACCUUCAUCGAAUGCCGCGACAGUGAUCCACAAAUUGCAUAAUUGAUAUGGGCAAAAUUAACAUGGCCAGCGUGCAUUUACAGUUCUUUGAUGAUAUUUUGGUAGAGGUUUUCAGGUCUAGCCAUCAGCAUUGGCUCUUUCAUUCAUUGUUCAGAGCUAAAAAAUACUCCAAAAUUUUACUUACAGUCCUUAGAAGAGUCAAAAAGUGGAUUAGCUAGUGCUCUCAAUUCCUGUAAGUCUGUGGCGGCCAGUGAGACAAGACCAGCCCUUGUGUUAUGAGUAAUGGUGAAUUUCAGUUCAUGUUCAGUAAUGACGAUUCAAAGUUCAUAGUACUGCUUACGAUCAGUCUUUGAGAUACUUGCUGUACAGAAAUCUCAAUUGUGCAGUCUUAGAGUCCAUCCGUCCUGGGAGCACUUUGCGACUUCAUGGACUCCUUGGUUAGCUCGUGACAGAGUCAAGCAUUCCUCAGACAGACAGACAGAUGCACGGUCGUGCAUCUGUCUGUAGUCUAAAAUGAGCUGGUAUCUCAACAUCAACUUGUGAGAAAAAAUAUGAAAGUUAGUUAUAAUUGUCAGCUUACUGGAGUAGUUCCUGCUCUCAAGGUCUUUUUGCAUGACACAGUUGUAAAAUAUCUGUAAAAGAUGUAUGAGAAGGUCCGAUCAG